Messenger RNA from Salpingoeca rosetta, 2997 nucleotides. RefSeq lists its product as uncharacterized. The record is from RefSeq and is a predicted model, not a curated record. Gene Ontology annotation, biological process: protein localization to plasma membrane. The coding region runs from base 1 to 2997 and encodes 998 amino acids. Gene Ontology annotation, cellular component: apical plasma membrane. Lineage: Eukaryota; Choanoflagellata; Craspedida; Salpingoecidae. The transcript is spliced from 23 exons. Gene Ontology annotation, molecular function: guanyl-nucleotide exchange factor activity; protein binding; protein-membrane adaptor activity.
AUGCUGCGCAUGGAGCGUGCGUCGAGCCGUGCCGGUGUGAUGAAGCGCAUCAAGCUCAGCAUCGUCUUUGUCAACGCAGACGGCAUCCUCAUCGUAUCCGUGCGGGAGGCUCGAUUGCAGGGCAGUGUGGAAGAUGACGCAGCACCUCGUCUCGGACCUCCAACCUCAUACGCAAACGUCUUCCUCGACCCAGACCCAUCGAGCGAUGGCGAGAACCAGCGAAAGACGCAGCUCAUCACCAAGACACAUUCUCCAGCAUGGAACCAGACGUUCAAGUUCUUCAUCCCGCUGGACAUGCCCCAUGGCACCCGGCUUCACCUCGCCGUCUGGACCAGGAGCAACAGCGGUGAUCACUACAGCGGCGGGCUCUCCUUUGCUCUGGAGGACGUGAUGCAAUCACCGCGUGCCGGCUGGUAUUCGCUGCUCCCCCGUGAAGAGGCCAUCCUCGGUCACACGAAGCUGCGAAUGCACAGCGAAGUUGCCGCCUCACGACACUCGUCAACGACCCUGUCCACGGCGAGCAAUGCCAGCUGGCGACCAGGGCAGGCAUGCAGGGUGCUGACGGAGGAUGACGCGUCCGUGUAUGAGGUGGCGACUAUUGAACAGAUUCAUCGCGAGCGCGGUGUUGCCAUUGUCACUGAGCGCGGACACAACGCAACAAACCGCAGGGAGGUUCGCCUGUCUGAGAUUGUGCCCCUCGACGCCAGCCCGCCGCGCCGGUCGUCGCUUCGACGCAUGAGCAUCAGCGACAGCAGCGAGGGCGGUGAUGCUGCUGCGCACACACGCAUGCGGCUCUCGGGCACGCUGGGUGACGACGUGGAUGUGGAUGCGAUGAUGAGUCACGAUGACGACGACGACGACGACAACGUCGAUGGCGAUUAUAGUGACAGUGAUGGCGAUGGUGAUGGGGUGUUUGUGGAUGAUCUUCACGACAUCACUCCGCGGGAACAGCGGCGUCAGGCCGCCAUUGCUCUGCUUCUGAGAACACUGCAGGACGUCGCAGAGAACAUUCAUCUCUGCAUCGAGGUGUUUGUUGAGCCACUGAACAUUGAUUUGACAUCGGAACAGCACUCAAAACUGUUUGCAAACAUUGAGGAACUGUACGGGCCGUGCAAAGACGCUGUCACCGACCUUGCAACGCGAAAGGUUGUGGCCACUGGCCGCUUCAGCAACAUUGCCGAUGUGGUCAAGGCGUUUGUGUCGGCCAUCAACCCCAAGCUCAUGGUGUACACCGUCAACAGGGACGCGUCCCGGGCGGAGCUGCAACGGCUGCAGGCGACAUCACAAGAUUUUGCCGCAUUUCUCAAUCAGCAGUCGCUCACCAACCCAGACUGCAACCUGGAGGCACUGCUGACUCACCCCAUCCGCACCAUGAACCUGCUGCCCAAGGUGUUGAUGGAUGUGAUUGAGUGCACGCCUGAAUCGCACGGCGACCACCUGACGCUGAAGGAGACACUGAAGACACUUCAGCAGAACAUUGACAAAGUACACGAGCAGUCCACACGCAUGCGCACCGUCGCAAAGCUUUCGUUCUACGAAGAGCACCUCGUCUCUGCCGACGGCGCCCCGCUUCCCUUCAAACUCAUGGAGCCCUCCAGAUUCUUCGUGCACGAGGAGACGGUGCCCGUUGAGUUUGCGCGACGAACUCUACUUCGAAACAAAAAAUCUAAACCUCGAAACGUCACCGUGAUUGUCUUCAACGACUUUGUUCUCCUGACGGAGAAGCAACCGGGAUCGUGGGAGGAACCGACAUAUGUGCUGAUGAAUCCGGGAAACAAACCCCUCCUCCUCAAAGAUAUUUUCGUCGACACGGACGAUUCAGCGAUGAGCGUGUUCUUCGGCGUCAAAUCCCACAGCUUUGUUCUUCACACCAAAGACCGGCAGGCGCAGGGCAAGUGGGUGAAGCUGCUGUCGAGAGAGCACGCCCCUCCACGUACCCGCGCCAGAUCCUCAUCGUCCAACCCGGCCCACCUGCCCAACGGGUGCGCCGUUGAUCCAGCCACGCUCACGCUGCGGGAUGUUGUGCUCCCUUGCAACGCAGACCUCGGCUUCAGCCUCCGCCUCAACACGCCCGGCGUCAUUGGCGAGGUGCGACCUGAAUCCCCCGCUCACACCGCGGGUCUUCAGGACACAGACGCGAUUGUUCGCAUCAACCACAUCCCCGUCGCAGGCCUCUCCCAUGAGGGUAUUCUGGAGCUGCUGCGUGCGGUGCAGGGGAAGCGAGUGCACUUGACCGUUCAGCAGUACCUGAAGCGCGUGACGGUCUUGAAGGACGCGAACCGCGGGUUUGGUUUCGUGCUGCAGGGGAACAUGCCCACAUAUGUUAAGAGCAUCGACCCUGCUGGCGCUGCGGAGCGGGCGGGACUGCGGCUCGGCGAUCACAUAUGGGAGAUCAACGGCGCACACGUGCGCGAUAAACCCCACGAUCACGUCGUCAGCAUUCUUCGCAGCUGUGCGCAGGGGGUGAAGCUGCUCGUUCGCCCAACACUGCGGCGCGUGGACGUGCGUGGCACUCCCGGCGUGAGCGAUGGUUUCCCAGGGUUCACGCUCCUGCAGAAGGGGGCGUCACCCCUCCACGUGUCGAGUGUUGAUGAGGACGGACCAGCCGCGCUGGCAGGCCUCGAGCUUGGCGACCAGGUGUGGGAGAUCAACGGACAAAACGUCCGCACACAGUCGCUGGCAGCUGCGCGAGCGCUCAUUGCGUCAGAAGCGCAGAAGGGGCGUGACGAGGGGGCGUGUCUUCGCCUGGUGGUCAUCUCCACCUUGCGACGCGUGACCCUCAAUGACACUCCGUUGGGCCUCAACGUUUCUGGAGAGCACCCGUCGCGCGUGGAGCGCGUUGAUGCUGGUGGACAGGCCGACACGGCUGGCUUGCGUGCUGGCGACAUCAUCUGGGGCAUCAAUGGACGCAGUGCGCUCUCGCUCACACACGCGCACGUGAUUGAGGCGAUUCGUUCUCGUCCGCAGCGCGUCACCCUCAUGGUGCCGCUCCAAUAG